Vespa velutina is the source of this 1461-nucleotide messenger RNA. Its product is annotated as protein cueball-like. The record is from RefSeq and is a predicted model, not a curated record. Bases 858 to 1298 code for a protein of 146 amino acids. The transcript is spliced from 4 exons. Lineage: Eukaryota; Metazoa; Arthropoda; Insecta; Hymenoptera; Vespidae.
UCGAUACGAAACUUUACUAUAAUAAUAUUUAAUCAUAUCGAAAUGUAAUCAUUUCGUUCGAAAAUCGAUCGUAGAAUAGAGAAUAUUGAUCUUAGUGAAUACGAUCUUAACGAUAGAGGAUCGAUUAUAGGACGUUCGAACAAUGAAUGAAGGGAAUCAUGAAAAAGGGAGGGAAAGGGGUCGUUAAACUUGAGACCGUUGUUGUCUUUCCUUUUCCUCGAAGAUAUAGUUUUGUGAUUAAUAGCUAUUUAUACGUGGGGAAGAUAGAGACACGUUUUAAAACGCUAUAUAAUAUCUACUACGCGCACAUAAAGAGUAUAUAUUUCUCGCGAGUCUAAUCUACGAGAAUAAACUAUAAUCAUCUUUCGUCGAGGUCUCGAUUUACUUUGAACGUAAUCUUCCGAUAACCACGUUUCUCCGAUAACUAUUUGUCCGUUUCUAUUCUCAUAGAGAGAAACAUUUCCUUGAUUUACUAAGAAGAACUUAAAUCUCGAAACAUUUCGUUGAUAUCACACGAAAUGUUAAUUAUUGAUUUUAAAAGAUAUUACAUAGUAUCAAAGUCGAGUGAUAGGAAAAUUCGAACUUUUUUCUCUUCUCGUAAUUGUUAUUGAUCGAUAGAAAAGAUGCUGGAAGAUGGUGAAAAGACGUUAAGAAAAAAGAAAAAAAAAAAAAAAAAAAAAAAAGAGAAGAAGAAGAGGAACUAUCUUACCCACGCGCGCAUAUCUUUUAUCUGCGAAAGGCCAUUAUCAAUUUAGACAAGUGGGAAGUGCAGUGGCCGUAUCCGGCAGCACAAACAACAAACGAUUUUCCUUCGUUAGACAUACAUAUUAAAUAUAUGUAUAUGUAUAUAUGUAUAUAUGUAUAUAUGUAUAUAUGUAUAUAUAUAUAUAUGUGUGUGUGUGUGUGUGUGUGUGGACGAUUUAUCGGCACGAAGCUUAAAAAAAUCGCACCAAAUAAAAGAAUGUUCAUUGUCAGAAGCAUGCGAACUGGAUCAGAUGCGAUACGGAUGUCGGAUUUAUAAUGCCCAAUGUAGCUGCGGUUAUGGUUGUAAGGCCGAGUAUAGAUACGACACUAACGAAGAUUGUAAAUUAGCAUUGAGAGGUAGACUCAAUGAUAUAUGCUAUAGAUCUAAUCCCUGUUUGUACGGUGGCUCUUGCUCGCAAAUUUCACCCAAUCCAGGAUUCAAAUGUCGAUGCGAGGGUACAGGAUAUUAUGGUACACGCUGCGAAAAACCUUGUCCAGCACCCAACAAUCUACGUUAUCGUGGACCAUUUCCUUACGAGUGUGUUGUUAUCUGAUAUCGAAAAUAUUCCUUUCCGUACCCACACACCCCCACCGUUCUCUUCCAUUGAAACUUACGAAUCUGAAAUAUUUUUACGUUAAGUACAAAAAGCUAGCACAUAUAUACAUAUUUUCGGAUACACAUCUUUGUACAUACAUAAUAAACAUGCGAUAACAAUA